This is a messenger RNA of Aspergillus puulaauensis, 1998 nucleotides long. RefSeq names its product putative Rho GTPase activator (Rgd1) (gene rgd1). Gene Ontology annotation, cellular component: cytoplasm. NCBI's taxonomy places the organism in Eukaryota, Fungi, Ascomycota, Eurotiomycetes, Eurotiales, Aspergillaceae. The record is from RefSeq and is a predicted model, not a curated record. Bases 1 to 1998 code for a protein of 665 amino acids. Gene Ontology annotation, biological process: regulation of GTPase activity; signal transduction. The transcript has 9 exons.
AUGGCAGAUACUGCUCUCCAAGAUGGCCCUGCGCCAAACACUCCCUCGUCUGGGGACCCAGGAGUGCCACCUUUAAGCGCUGGAUCUGCCGCCCCUUCCGCUCCAGGUCUGGAGGCCCGGGCGGACCUCCCAGUUGUUUCAGAGGAGUUGAAAGCUCGCUUAGAUAAAGUGAUCUAUUCGGAGAUCGGGGUGACGACUCUCCUGACUCGAUUGAAGCAAAGCGUUGCCUCUGCCAGAGACUUCGCCUCAUUCCUGAAAAAGAGAUCGAUCUUGGAAGAAGAGCAUGCUCAAGGCUUGAGGAAGGUGUCCCGUUCUCUGUAUGAUGCCGCACAUAAAUCAGAGAACCGCCAAGGCACCUACAGUUAUGGCUGCGUCGAGCUCAACGGUUUCCAUGACCGCAUGGCAGACCACGGGCUUCAGUUUGCAGCGUCUUUACACCAGAUGUCUGACAAUCUUACCGAACUUGCAGGGAACAUCGAGCGAGGGCGCAAGCAAUGGAAACAUGAAGGGCUGAGUGCAGAAAAGAAAGUCAUAGAUGCGGAGACCUUGGCGGAGAAGGCUAAGGCUAAAUACGACACCCUGGCAGAGCAGUAUGACCGGGUGAAAACCGGGGAGAAAGCAGGUGGAAAGUUUGGCUUUAAAGGCACCAAAUCCGUUGCUCAACAGGAAGAAGACCUACUGCGCAAGGUCCAAGGCGCGGAUUCUGAUUACGCGGCCAAGAUCCAGGCCGCCCAAGCAGCUCGUAAAGAGCUAAUUUCGACCCAUCGACCUCAGGCUGUACAUAAUAUCCAGCAAUUGAUCUCAGAAUGUGAUUCAGGGCUUGCUCUGCAAAUGCAAAAAUUCGGAACGUUCAAUGAGAAGUUGCUAUUGGGACAGGGCUUAUCCAUCAACCCAUUGAAAGAAGGAGGGGAGAGUGCUGGACCCAGGAGUCUUCGUGAAGUAAUACAGCAGAUCGACAACCAGAAAGACUACCAUGACUACGUUCUAAGUCACGAGUUCAACCCUGGCGCUGUGACUUCAGAGCAGGCUCAGUAUCAUCGUCACCCAACUCUUGGAGGAUCGACUGCAGCCCCAGCCCCUACCUCUCAGUCUAAUACACAAAACAAGCGGCAGUCUAUGGCGCUAGCAUUGCCUGCGUCUCAACCAGCUGCGUCUACGGAACCGCCUCAAAUACCAGUCCAGAUACCAUCGUCAGGCCCCUUAGAGAGCAACCAAUCCCCACAAUAUCCUCAAAACCCAGAUUCAUUCUCGGCUCCUCCGUUCCAGCCUCCGUACCCAACGUCGUCAGGGCCCCCGCCUGAGCAGCAAGUCAUGAACCAGGCGCCACCGCUAGCUCAGAAAGGACCAUACUCGUCUUCCGGCAACGGCUAUUCCUCAAAUGUGAACCUUCCUCCGCUGAAGCCAGUCUUUGGAGUCUCAUUGGAUGAGCUAUAUGCUCGUGAUGGAACCGCUGUUCCCAUGAUCGUGUAUCAGUGUUUCCAGGCGAUAGAGUUGUUCGGACUUGAUGUAGAGGGAAUCUACCGGCUCUCAGGCAGUGCGAAUCACAUUAGUCAGAUGAAAGCCCUUUUUGAUAACGACUCGUCUCAAGUCGACUAUACCAACCCCGAAAGCUUCCAUCAUGAUGUGAACAGUGUCGCAGGCGUAUUGAAACAAUUUUUUAGAGAUCUUCCAGACCCGCUCUUCACGUCAGCAGCAUAUUCGAGCUUCAUUGAAGCGGCCCGCGUUGACGAUGAUAUCCAACGGAGGGACUCACUCCACGCAAUAAUUAACGGCCUUCCAGAUGCACAUUACGCUACUUUAAGAGCUCUGGUUCUGCACUUGAAUAAAAUCCAAGAACACUACACUCAAAACCGCAUGAACGCAGGCAACAUCGCCAUUUGCUUUGGACCAACUCUGAUGGGUGCAAGUUCAGGUGGCAACAUUGCAGAUGCCGGCUGGCAGGUACGCGUGAUCGAAACUAUUCUCAUGAACACCUUCCAGAUAUUCGACGACGAUUAG